Aricia agestis (brown argus) is the source of this 1623-nucleotide messenger RNA. RefSeq names its product dimethyladenosine transferase 2, mitochondrial (gene mtTFB2). The transcript has 7 exons. The record is from RefSeq and is a predicted model, not a curated record. Gene Ontology annotation, cellular component: mitochondrial matrix. The coding region runs from base 82 to 1341 and encodes 419 amino acids. NCBI's taxonomy places the organism in Eukaryota, Metazoa, Arthropoda, Insecta, Lepidoptera, Lycaenidae. Gene Ontology annotation, molecular function: mitochondrial transcription factor activity; rRNA (adenine-N6,N6-)-dimethyltransferase activity. Gene Ontology annotation, biological process: rRNA methylation; transcription initiation at mitochondrial promoter.
UACGACACAUUUAAAAUCCAUAUAAGUGUAAUACAGAAUAAUAAUAAGUAGGUUUUUAUACUUAUUAUUAGCGGCAUAAAAAUGUUAGUUACUCCUACUAUUUUCAAAACAAAUCGGCGACUGCUGAGGCUUCUACUAAGAUAUCAGCAUAAAUUAAAGAAGCCUAUUGAUGAAAAACCCUCAAGCCCCAUAUCUCAAGAAGUCAAAAACUAUUUGGAAAGUUCGGAAGAUUAUAAGGAGAUUUUGGACAAAAUACCAAAACACCUUUUGAAAAAGUAUAAAGCCCCUGAAACAAUGUAUUUAAUAAACAAAAAAACAGCAGCACAGAUAGUUAGCAAUAUAAAUAAUAAGAUAGAGAAAAAUUCUCCCAUUGUAGAAGUAAAUCCAGGUUUUGGCUACCUGACUAAAGAGUUAUUGAGUGCACACAACAAUAACUUAUUUCUGUAUGAGGUUUCAAAUCACUUUACUAAAGGACUUGAGGAAAUUCAAGCCAGCCACCCUGAAAGAGUGUCAUUUAAGUUGGAUGAUUUCUUUGGAAUGUGGAAACUAGCAUUUCAGGACAAAAUGGAUGAUGGAAAUAGAAUCAGCGACCUCCUGGGAGACUUGGCUACAGAUGAUAAGGAUAGAAAGUUGAGUAUUGUGGGCGCGAUGCCAAGUCUGUCGUUUGUGAAGCAUUUGAUCAACACAAUAGUGUUCCACAACACCACAAGUCAGCUUGGCAAACCUGACCUGUUUAUUGUGAUGCCAGGACAACAUUACGAGUUUCUGACAGAUGCGACAAUACAACUGAGUAAACAUAAGUCAGUGCCAGCUCUGUUCCAACUUCUGUUUGACUUCACAGUGCUGGACAAAGUACCCAAGGUGCAUUUCCUGCCGUGGACACACAGUACAGCUACAAAAAAAUCAAAUGUGAUAGACGAGAAUUGCAUGUAUCUCGUGAAUAUAAAGCUGAAGGACACCCUGCCCUGCCCGCCGCACCACCUGCCGCUGCUGUGGUACUUCUUCAAGCCGCACACCUUCUCCAAUUCUACCAGAGUUAUACCGAAACUCGAACAAUGGAUCCCGGGCUGCGGCGUGCGGCUGAUCACGGGCCAGGAGCCCCCCGCCGACCUCACCCCCGCGCCCGCGCCCCUCCCCCACAUGAAUAUCUUCACGCAGUUCAGUGACCUCACGCUGCACCAUAAACUGACAGUGUUCAGGAGAUUCGUGUCGUGGCCGGAGUUCGAGCAGUGCGGGUUCCGGUCGGCGAUGGAGAACAGCCUGCCCAAGUUCGCCACGCAGCUCGACGACGAGCGCGCGCCGCAUCUAGACGACGUCGACGAAGAGUUAGACGACGUGUGAUGGUGUCGGCAGUCGAGGUGGAAGCCAUAUUGACGUCAUCGAUGCGAAAUUAAAUAACGCUGGUGCUGAUAUAUUAUCGUAAUGGCUGCGCUGCAAUAUAUGUAAUAUGUAGAUAAUUUUAGUAUUUAGUUCGUAGGUAUUUAGUAUAGAUUAUCAUAAAAUAUUAUGUAUGUAAAUCUUCGCAGCGUUGACGCUGUGACCACGAAGCAAUGUGGCUUCGCUCCAUGUUUUUAAAAUCGUUAAAACUAUUUUGUACGUGUAAAUAAACAUUAGCUACAAAAA